Erinaceus europaeus (western European hedgehog) is the source of this 1082-nucleotide messenger RNA. RefSeq names its product transmembrane ascorbate-dependent reductase CYB561. The transcript is spliced from 6 exons. Gene Ontology annotation, cellular component: lysosomal membrane. The record is from RefSeq and is a predicted model, not a curated record. Bases 184 to 942 code for a protein of 252 amino acids. Gene Ontology annotation, molecular function: oxidoreductase activity. NCBI's taxonomy places the organism in Eukaryota, Metazoa, Chordata, Mammalia, Eulipotyphla, Erinaceidae.
CUCCUGAUUGGGAGCUAAUCAGAUUCUGACUGCCCGGGGCUCUGGGCUCAAUCGAAUAAGGGAGGCGGAGCGGAGAGCCAGUGGCUUUUUCCUGGCUGACACAGGGCAAGGGCUCAGGUCCCUGAAGACACCCCAGGAAGACUCGGUCCCCUGCCUUCCGGGGGCUGCAGACGGUGCUCCAGCAUGGAGAGCCCGGCCGGCGUGGCCCCGGCCCCCAGAGCACUGCCUGCCUUCGUGGCCUUCUCCCAGCUGCUGGGCCUGACCUCGGUGGCCGUGACGGGCGCCUGGCUGGGCCUGUACCGGGGCGGCAUCGCGUGGGAGAGCACCCUGCUGUUCAACGUGCACCCGCUGUGCAUGAUCAUCGGCCUGAUCUUCCUGCAGGGAGACGCCCUGCUGGUUUACCGAGUUUUCAGGAAGGAGACCAAACGCACGGCCAAAAUCCUGCACGGGCUGCUGCACGUCUUGGCGUUUGUCAUCGCGCUGGUGGGCCUGGUGGCCGUGUUCCACUACCACAGGGAGCGGGGCUAUGCCCACCUGUACAGCCUGCACAGCUGGUGCGGCCUCCUGGUCUUUGUCCUCUACUUUGUGCAGUGGCUGGUGGGCUGCGGCUUCUUCCUGUUCCCCGGAGCCUCCUUUUCCCUGCGGAGCGGCUACCGCUCUCAGCAUGUCUUCUUCGGCGCUGCCAUCUUCCUGCUGUCGCUGGGCACGGCCCUGCUGGGCCUGAAGGAGGCGCUGCUGUUCAAGCUUGGGUCCGCGUACAGCUCGUUCAAGGCCGAAGGGGUCCUGGGCAACACGCUGGGCCUGCUGCUGGUCGCCUUUGGUGUGGCCGUGCUCCACAUCCUGACCCGUGCGGACUGGAGGCGGCCACCCCGCGAGGAGGAGCAGGCUCUCUCCAUGGACUUCAAGACGCUCACUGAGGGGGACAGCCCCACCCCCCAGUGAUGGGGCAGGGCCUGGGCCGGCCGGCCUCCGUUCUGGGCUCUGAAGGGGGAGCCCCUUGGCCCUCACCCAGGCCACCUCGGGCCAGGGGCUUGAGGGUCGGCCUGGCUCCUGGGGGCUCGGCUUCCUCCCUGCUCUCCUGU